Messenger RNA from Melanaphis sacchari, 2766 nucleotides. RefSeq lists its product as uncharacterized. Gene Ontology annotation, molecular function: protein dimerization activity. NCBI's taxonomy places the organism in Eukaryota, Metazoa, Arthropoda, Insecta, Hemiptera, Aphididae. The transcript is spliced from 2 exons. Bases 1 to 2766 code for a protein of 921 amino acids. The record is from RefSeq and is a predicted model, not a curated record.
AUGGAACCGAAUGACCAAAAGAAAAAAAAUCAUAAAAGUGGCUCGCUUAAACGAAAAGAGUAUAACAAAAAACGGCUUAAUGAGAUUGCUUCUAAAUCCAAAAAACUGAAAAAUUAUUUUCCACCAACAGUUUUAAGUCAGAAUUUCACUGAACAACAAAUUAAUCCCGCGUCAAAUGAAAUUGAAUGUAUUUCUGAAAAAUGUGUACCCAAUUCGCCCCUAAAAUCACAAGUUCAUAAUAUAACAUCCAAUAUUGAUUCACAUUCUUUUUCUUCAACUUCUACAUCUAUUUCAACUGAUAUACAAAUUCAUUCUGAUCUGCCACACAUUGAUAUUGUCGAUAAAAUUAAUUUUAACUAUUUUAUAAAGCCUAGUGGAAAACAAAACAUUCAAAGAUUUUUUUCAUUUCAUCCACACCAUCCAGAAAAAAAACAUGAUGGCACCCAAUUACCAUUUAAUACUUCAAAAGCAUAUUAUGUAGCAAUUCCAGGGUCGCAGAAAAAAAUUAAAAGAAAUUGGUUAACUUUUAGUUACGAACAUAAUUCUUUUUUUUGUUCUAUAUGUUUGGUUUAUUCAUCUAAAAAGUCGGUUUUUACAAGUGUUGAGGGUUUUGAAGACUGGGUUCAUGUGUAUGAACGCAUAAAAGAUCACGAAGAGUCAAAAAACCACAGAGAAGCAUCAAAAUGUUAUAUGAGUGAUAAUCGGGGACAAAGUGUAGACGGAUUAUUUAACAGAGUACAGUGGAGUCAAAGAGAGCACGAAGUAAUCAAAAGAAGAAAAGUAGCUGAAUCUAUAAUUGAAAUAGUUAAAGUAAUCGGAAAACAAGGAUUGCCGUUUAGAGGAUUUAGGUAUGAGGCAGCUUAUAAUUUAAAUAAUACAGCAGUUAACCAUGGAAACUUUUUGGAAAUUGUUUUAUUAAUAGCCAAGUCUAAUAUUGAUUUAAAUGAUCACAUUACUAAGGCGAUAGUAGAAAGUGAAAAACGAGCUAAAAGUGGGAAAACGGGUAGAGGAAAUUUGUUUACUUUUUUAAGUCCUACAACUGUAACAAACAUUAUUCAAACUAUUUGUAAAUUAUUAUUAUUAAAAAUAUCAGAAGAAGUAAAUUCAGCUGGUAUUUAUUCAAUUACUAUGGAUUCAACUAUGGAUAUAUCUACCCAUGAUCAAUGUGUAUUUGUUUUGCGGUAUAUUAGUGACAGAACUGAAGGCACCAGGUCUAUAAUUGAAGUUGUGGAACGAGUUGUAGCUUUAAAAAAUGUGAUUUCAUCGUCAGGGCAGGGUUUAUUUAAUUUAUUAAAAUCAACUUUAAAUUCUAUGAACAUUAGCUUAGAUAAUUGUGUAGCAGAUGCUUUUGAUGGUGCUGCCAAUAUGAAUGGUCAAUAUUCAGGAGUUCAAGCAAAACUCAAGGAAGUGUUCCCAAGACAUAUUCAUACAUGGUGCUACGCUCAUGUGUUAAAUCUAGUCUUACAACAAACUACUUCUUGUUCAGUUACAGUUAUUUCUUUUUUUGGACUACUUCAAGAGUUAUUUGUUUUUUUCAAAGAAUCUUAUAAAAGACUCAAUGUUUAUGAAAAUCAGAAUAAUCCCAGUCGUCCGUCUCAUUUAAUUAAUAUUGGUAAAACUCGAUGGCGAUCUAAAAAUGAUGCGGUUAUUAAGAUAUUUGGUCGUAUCGAUAUGUGGAAUGAAAGAACCAAGAAUGAUGAUAGAAAGCAAUUUGUAUAUGUGCAAAUUGUAUUUGCACUUUAUGAAAUUUCUGUUACUAAUGAUUUUUCAAACAGCGUAAGAAGUACAGCUCAAAGUUUACUAGGUCGACUUACCCGUUAUGAAACAAUUAUAUUCAAGCAUGGAGAAAAAAUUGAUGGAACAAUAAAGUCUUUAAAAGAAAACCAAAGAGAAUUUUUACCAGUCAGUACAGGAGCAAAAAUAUUCAUUGAAUUUGUAUCCAGUAUAAUUUGGGAAGAUGAGUCAGACAUUGAUAUAGAAUUAGAGCUUCCUGAAAAGAGAAGAAAAACUAUUCCAAAACGUUCUGGAGAAAAUUCAAGUACUAAUCAAAACAUAAGAGAUGGAGAUACUCCCGAAAAUGUUUAUAAAAUCAAAACAUUUAACGUAGUUAUGGAUAAUAUUAUUGCUUGCUUAGAAUGUAGAUUUUCGGGCAGUAAAGAACUGUAUUGUGAUCUUGAACUAUUCGAUCCAAGAAGGUUUGAAGAAAUUGCGAAAAAUGGAAUUCACUCUGAAGCUCUUCAUAAAAUUUGUGAACUUUUACCUCAUAUCGAUAAACAUAAAUUAGGAGAACAAUUAUCAUCGUUCGUAAAAUUCUGGCCUCAAAUAUCCAAAACUGAUAUUAAAGAUGUAUAUGAUGUGUAUCAAAACCAAAGCAAUUUGCAAGAAGAUUCAGACUUUGAAGAUUUUGAAUACUCUCGGGAAAAUGAUAAUAAUAUGUGUACAAGAAAAAAAAAAUGUAACUCAUGUUUAUUAUGCGUAACAAAUGUAAUUUAUGAAUUCAAUAUGUAUUCUUUAGAGUAUAAUGAAUUAUUUGAAGUAUACAAGUUUCUUUUAACGAUUCCUCUUACUCAAGUAACGUGUGAACGAUCGUUUUCGAAACUUAAAAUUAUAAAAACUCGUUUAAGAAGUUGUUUAACACAGGAGAAUUUAGAAUCAUUGUUUUUGAUGAACUGUGAAAGGGAAUUGUUGGCAGACAUUACACCGGAUCAAGUCAUCGACUUAAUGUGUGAAAAAAGUACAGAAAUGUUAAGAAUGUUGAAAGUUUAG